Messenger RNA from Striga asiatica, 1528 nucleotides. The record is from the annotation of a GenBank genome assembly. NCBI's taxonomy places the organism in Eukaryota, Viridiplantae, Streptophyta, Magnoliopsida, Lamiales, Orobanchaceae.
UUACCAUAUGACGCGGCCAACUUUGGAUGUCAACCUUACACCAAGCGAGAGAGAGAGCUGCUUCAUCAAUACAUCAAUGACGUCAGUCAUCACUCUCACACUUAAGCUCGUAACCUGAUUAGCUGAGGAGCGGAAACCUCCAUAGAUUUGUAUAAUUAUAUUUCUGUACAUAUUUUCAUCCCAAAGAUGUCCUCCGACGACACCUCUUCCACUUCCCUCACCAUCCCCACCGUCCCACUCCUCCGCCCCCGGCGGCCGUCCAACGCCGCCUCGGACCGCCCUUCGGCGCUCUCACUUCUGCUGUCACAUGCCGCCUCCACCACCCAGCGGCGCGGCGGCGCCUCUAUGGUGGUCCGGGAGACCGCCGCCCGCGAGCUGGAGGAGCGCCGCGCCGAUUGGGGCUACUCGAAGCCUGUUGUGGCCCUCGACAUCAUGUGGAAUAUGGCUUUCGUGAUUGUGUCCGUGAUUAUGCUGAUUUGCACAGCCAAGGAGAAGCCCCAUGUGCCUAUUAGGGUUUGGGUAUGCGGGUAUGCCCUCCAGUGUCUGGUACACGUAGUCCUAGUUUGGGUGGAGUACAAUAGGCGGAAUUCCGGGCAAGAAGGGAACAUACUUGGCGGCGGGAGUAGAGAGGAUGAAUUUCAGAGUGAGGAUGAUGAAGGGAAUGAUGUCAGAAGCGGGCUCAUUGGUAACUCUAAUGCCUCUAGUAGGGUAAAACGAUGUGAAUCUGUGAACACAGUGAUCUCUUUUCUAUGGUGGAUAGUUGGCUUCUACUGGGUGGUUUCUGGCGGUGAAGCUCUUUUAACAGGUGCUCCACUAGAAACAGAGUACGUGUAUCACAAGAAAGCUGGCUCAAACAGCUGCUAUGAACAUUACGUACAGUUGGCUGUGGUAUUCUUGGCGUUUGAUGUAAUAUUUGCCAUAUUUUGUGUUGCCUUAGCAUGUCUUAUCGGGAUAGCCCUUUGCUGCUGCUUGCCUUGCAUCAUUGCAAUUCUUUAUGCUAUUGCUGGCCAGGAAGGUGCAUCAGAGGCCGACUUAAGCAUCCUUCCCAAGUACAAAUUUCAAGCUUCCAAGGACGAAGAAAGAGUUGACUUUGCAGCUGGCACUAUGGUUCCUAUAGAAACUAGUGGUGGGUACAUGCCCAACGAGCGAAUUCUUUCUCCUGAAGAUGCAGAAUGCUGUAUAUGUCUCUGUACAUACGAGGAUGGGACUGAAUUGCAUGCUCUUCCAUGUACCCAUCAUUUUCACUCGACAUGCAUUGUAAAAUGGCUUAAGAUGAAUGCCACAUGCCCGCUCUGCAAGUACAGCAUCCUCAAGGGGAAUGAUCAAGUUUAAGUGAAGAAAAUCACGCCUGUUGGUUGUGAUAUUUUGCUUCGACCAUGUUUUUGUUUGGAUUUUUGUGAAAUUCAGUGCCUUAAUGCCGUUGGUUACCUUUAUACUUGUGGUAAUAAAGUGGGAGUAUCUUUCCUGUAUAUGGUAAUCGUCUCGGCUAAGCUUUUUAUGAUCAGUCUUGCUUCCUCAUAUAAAUCUU